Messenger RNA from Bursaphelenchus okinawaensis, 1043 nucleotides. NCBI's taxonomy places the organism in Eukaryota, Metazoa, Nematoda, Chromadorea, Rhabditida, Aphelenchoididae. The record is from the annotation of a GenBank genome assembly.
AUGUAUGGCAAAAGCCCUCGCUCCAAUCUCAAGACUCCAGAGAAGAAGUCGAACAAGGUGAGAGUACACUACAAUAUAUAUUGUAAUUGUUGUUUAUAGCAUGUGACGUGGAAAGAGAGCUCUGCAUCUAAUAGUCGGGUCAGUUUUGUUUUAUUUUGUGUCUUGUUUUGUAAUUUAAUAAGGAAACUAGGUGACGCAUCGUUCGGAUGCAAAGCAUAAUAUGAUUUUUGAAAGUUGUGGGAGGAGAUAAUUAAACCAUAUAGUGUAGAGUAACUUUUGAUGCAAAUAUUUGUAAUCGCAUGAUAAAGUACAGUGUAGGUGUUUUGGUUUCAGUUUAAUGCACUAAUUUGUAACAUUAUUAUGAUAACACUAUAAUGAAACGUUGUAGGAAUUUACUCCUAGACGUGAAGCAAAUCCAAUUAGUGCCAGGUUUUCGCCAUCUCCUCGUUCUUCAGAAAGGCCGCUGAAGCAGUCUCCAAAGUCGCCAAGCAGAGUUUUGAAGCGGAGUCAAUCGACAACCAAGCUUAGUGUCAAGAAACCGCGUGUUGAGAGGUUUUCUGAUCCAGCAGAGGUAUGAAUUGGUGCUUUGAUCUGAUCUAUGUUGUUUUAGGGUUUGUUUAAGGCAACGACCUUCUUUCGAAGAAUUCAUAAUGUGUUCAGAGACAAGAAGCAAGGUAUUGUGACAUUUUACGAAAGAAUUCAGCGAGAGAUUGCGACUUGGAAGGAUACCGAGGACAAAGUUUACGAUUUCGAGGUAAUAUUUCUUUAUGCUGAUUAUUUUCGUCAAAGUUUUAACAAGAUUUAUUUGAAAAUGUACAUCUUUUGAUGUUGUUAUACUCCUUAUGAUGUUCUUUUAGGUUCAACUAAAGCAAGUAAACACAAAUUUGUCUGGUUUGGAAGUCGGUAUGAAAAGCAAGAGAGAAGAGUACGAGGAGUUCACGAGAACCAUGGUGGCUUCAGUUGAUGCAGUUGUUAAGCGUGUGAACGAUCUAAUCUUGGAAAAUGUGGACAUAACCAAGCCUCAAGUUAUUAUUGUAGAUUAG